Arthroderma uncinatum is the source of this 1563-nucleotide messenger RNA. RefSeq lists its product as uncharacterized. Lineage: Eukaryota; Fungi; Ascomycota; Eurotiomycetes; Onygenales; Arthrodermataceae. The record is from RefSeq and is a predicted model, not a curated record. The transcript has a single exon. Bases 1 to 1563 code for a protein of 520 amino acids.
AUGUCUGAUCCAUACGAUUCCUGCGAUAGCGACACCUACAUCCUCGAUGACUUCGACGACGUUGAACGGCCGAUCUCAGUGAGCCACAGCUAUCUCCUGAGCAGCUCGACCUUGUCCUCUCGAAUACUCCGGCUGCUCCCUCCACGAUGGCGUCGGAAGUUUACCAGUCGCCACAGAAAGACAACGGCGACCAAACAUGGCAGCCAGCUCCGGCGGUGUGUGCCCAGUUCGCCGCCUACGAUAUACAAGGCUCUGCGCUGGGUUUUGAUAGCGAUUUCCUGUCUGGUUGUCCUCAUACCGCUGUUCUGGCCCUCAUACACCCAUCGACCGCCUCAUUAUAACGAUCUCCAGAGGCUCGCCGUCGGUUCAGACAAGCCGGGGAGGGGGAACUCGCGCAACGAGAAAGUGUUCAUUACCGCGAAUAUAUAUGACCCAGAUGGAAGUCUGGCCCAGAGCCAAUGGAGCAAGAACAUAUUUCAACUGAUAGACUUGUUGGGCCCAGAAAACACAUACUUGAGCAUAUACGAGAAUGACAUGAACGACAAGGCGCGGGACGCCUUGAACAGGCUGGCAGAGCAGACUCCGUGUAACCACUCUCUCGUUACCGAAGAGCAUCUCGACACGACUAAUCUAUUACAUAUCACCCUGCCAGACGGGUCGAGGAGACUCAAGCGCAUUGCCUUCCUGGCCGACGUACGAAACCGCGCGCUAAGACCGCUCAACGAGCCUAAUAUGAUGAGAUUUGAUAAGAUCCUCUACGUUAACGAUAUAUUCUUCAAUCCGAUCGAUGCCCUCCAGCUCCUCCUCUCUACUAAUAUAAACGAAGACGGCGUCACCCGAUACCGCGCCGCAUGUGCCGUGGACUUCAUCAACCCUUUCAAAUUCUACGACACGUUUGCCUCACGGGACCUUGAAGGAUACUCUAUGGGUAUUCCUUUCUUCCCCUGGUUUACAACCGCGGGUGAUGGACAGAGCCGUAAGGAUGUUCUGAACCAGCGAGAUGCUGUUCGUGUCAGAAGCUGCUGGGGUGGCAUGGUUGCCUUUGAUGCACACUACUUCCAGGCACCUCCGCCCGGACAAACACAAACCUCUCCUUCACAUAAUACAAGUCGGUUCCGUGCGGAGCCUGACCUCCUCUGGGAAGCGUCUGAGUGUUGUCUGAUACAUGCUGACAUCCAAGAUCCACCCCAUGAGGCAAAGCCCGGACAACCUGCUGAUACUGGAAUAUACGUGAACCCGUAUAUUCGGGUUGCGUACACUCCCUUCACUCUUUCAUGGCUAGGUUUUACUCGGCGUUUCGAAAGGCUAUAUUCCCUCCCGCACGAUAUAAUAAACCGUCUAGUGGGCUUGCCUUGGUUCAACCAUCGCCGUACUGAAAAACCAGGCGAUGUCAUCGAGGAGCUUGCCUGGGUAGAGAAUGAGAAGGGUGAAGGCUCCCAGAAGACCGUAUCCCGCACUGCUGGCACCGGUGGCUUCUGUGGUAACCGAGCACUUCAAGUCAUGAAACCCCAUCCUAAACCCGGCGAGAAGACAUGGGAGCUGAUUCCACCGGAUUCAUUUUGA